CGGUUCUAGCCUCGAUCGCAGCUGCGGCGUGCUAUUGUUUAGCAAUGGCCGCCGGCGCUGUGUGAACGACGAUCGCCAGUCAAAAUUGAUCCCGAGUCACCACAAUGCAGCGGACUGCAUAGGGCGCGAGGUUAAGCGAGGACUGUUGAAGGCAGGCGCCACGGCAGCGAUUCGCCGGCGGCGCAAGACGUCGCCGUAUUAUUCUACUACCAGCGCCACAUGCGUAGUCCGAGAUUUACAUUGUUACGAAAACGUUGUUCCAAUCCACGAUGCUCAACAGCCGAUCUGCUUGAAUGCAUCGAAGAGGGGACUAUGUCUGUGUCUGUUUUGUGACGCGGCGCCUCCCCCGACGAUGCUGUCGUCCGGGUCACGUCUGCGGCCAUCCAAUGAGGAAACUCGAAUCAGCUGUGUCGGGGAAGUCGUCAGCGGCCGAGCCCGUUCCCCGAGAAGUCUGGUGUUCCAGUGGACAGGCAUGGCUCGGGAGCCUGUCACUCUCAAUGUCUAUGACAUGUACUGGAUCAAUGAAUACACGGCUCCAAUUGGCCUUGGAGUAUUCCAUACAGGUGUAGAAAUUUACGGGACAGAGUAUGCAUACGGGGGCCACCCAUUCCCUUUCUCGGGAAUCUUUGAAAUACCGCCAAAAUUCGCGAAUGACCUCGGAGACCAGUUCAAGUACAAGCAGAGCAUCCUGGUGGGCCACACAGACUUCAACCAGAUAGAUGUACGCAAGAUUGUUGAGGAGCUGGGCAACGAGUUUCGCGGGGACCGAUACCACCUCAUGAACAAGAACUGCAACCACUUCUCGGGCGCCCUGACCAAGAUCUUGUGCGGAGAGGAGAUCCCGGCCUGGGUGAACCGACUGGCCUACUUCAGUUCUUGCGUGCCUUUCCUCCAGCGCUGCCUGCCCCGAGAGUGGCUGACGCCCAUCGCACUCCAGGCCAGCAUCCAGGAGGGCAGCACCUCCAGGGUCCACAGUCCCUCGUCGGUCCACCCUCCGUCACCGCCGCCGGCGCCGAAUCCCACACGGUCGUCGCAAAAGCGCGUGCCCCGGAUCUGACACGUGGCCCCCGAAUCACGAAAAACGGCGCGACCCACACCUUCCCUCGGGCCCCUGCAUCCAGCCCCACUGUUGCAAAGUAUGGUGCUACAGCCGUUGGUCGUCCGUCAUUGAGAUGUGGCCGAGGCAUGGUUGUGACUCUUGCCGUGGAAUCAAAGGUUUAAAAAAAAUGGAAGAAAAGCCAGUUGUCAAAGCCCAAGGCGUGGUCAUUUGGUGUGACUGACAAUGCUUCGCACUGGCCAGCUGGCGUCCUUCGGUGCUACACACCCAUUGUGCCAUUCAUCUAUAGUGAAAAACGAAUCACCACUGUGUGACACAUUUGAAAAGCCCCGUAUUGAUUGCGUGUGUGCAUGUGUGUGACCGACCUUGCCAAGUUUUACGUGGCAGCGUGCUGUGGAAGGAAAGUCGCCAACUCGCCCGAGGAAAGCUGCACACUCGGUGGAGUCCCAAGGUCACGUUGCAGCAGGUCGCCUUAUACCAGGCACGCUCCGACGAGUGCCUUGUUGUCAAAGCGCUUCAAUUGCCGUCAGGCAUUAUUGAACGUACGAGAAGGAUUGAAGGCGAAGCCUCUGCCCCGCUCAAGUAUGAUGCGGCAAAUCGCGUGCAUUUUUGAAAGCUUAAAGAGCCUACUUUCGGGAUUGCGUUAGUUUAAAGGUUCCGAGGAACCGUUUGGGCAUUCUUGUAGCUACUGUUGUGGUGGCAAGAUGUUUUGUGUUGUCGUACUUCCAUGUGUCUUUUUCUUCAUUAUUUCUUUUUCUGCAAACGUAGUAAUGAAUGUUGCGCUUGAUGCCAAAUCUCGCAUACAUACAUAGAAAGUUUUUGACCUGGCUUGUUCUUUUGGGCAUUUUGCAGCAUAUAUUUUAGCUUUACGGACAUGUUUCGAGAUUUAAUUUUUGAAGCUAUCUUGAGUUCUACGUGUUGCGCCAUCUCGAGCAACCACUGUUGCACACCACAGUAGGCAGUCAGUAGCUCGCACUGCCAAGUUCUGCAGUGUGUUUACUUGACUUGAGCGAAUAAAUGCACUACACAGCUUGGCAGUUGCUACAAGUCAUAACUGUGGUGUACAUCACGCAGCGUGCGAGCCGUAGAUUGUUUGUCAUGAUUAUGCCAUUUAUACAUGAGACCAAAGCAUCAUACAAAAGACAACAGGUAUGUUUUUGUUUCUUUAUAUGCCAUGUAGCACUUGUUUGUGUAACAUUUAAGCAUUUAUAUUGCUACUUGUCUCGAUGAAGUCUUCGGACUCUUAUAGCGCGUCUCCAGUCUUGUAUGUUUCGCUGUGUGUAUUUUUGUAACAAAUUUUAUAUAAAUUGUCUCGUAGUUUACCAAGACUCACUGAUUUAGUAUUAAAUUGUGCUUGUUAUACCUUGUUUCAGUCAAUCACUCGCAGCAUCAGUUAGUGCCUUGGUGAUGACAAAGUGCAUUUUAACUGAAUGCUCUAAGCUGUGCGCUUUGACUAGCAGCUGUAUUCCACAGCAUUAGAGCGAUAGCCAGCAAGUAUUUGGAGUCUGCACAACACGAAAGAUAUGCCGAGUUAAAAGGGACGAUGAAGGCAAGUAUUUAAGUCUAGCUACAGUGAUAGAUGACAGUCCCAAAACUUUCUCUUGUGAUUAUUAUGGGCCACAAAAGGACAAUCACUAAUAAAAUAGCGAUCAGAGAUGGUACACUCUGUGAAAGUGAGAAAUAAAGCAAGGGAACUGGUGGAGAUUUGUGAUCAGUCGGCUGACACAGCUAAAAAAAAAAAUCCUACCUUGUGCUGGCAAUCCCGAAGGCCGUGCUUUUCUACCAACCUAGAAAUCUGAAGAGUUGCAAAAAGAGGGUGCCACACUUCCGCAUGUAAUGAUGAAAGGGCAGUGUCGAAAAGGUCGGAUUAGCGAAUUCUCCACAGUCCAUGCCCAAACUUCCCAUUUCCUCUUGUGUUAAAAUGUAACAUAAUUAUCUUCCAGUUGGCAGCAGCGGUUGAAAAUUGCAGCCAGCAUAUAUUGCGUAUUAUUAAAGUUCUUUGUCUGUCUGUCUGUCUAUAUUGCGUAUAGAAAUGUUGUUGGAGCUGGUUCUGUAUUUUCACAGGGGCGGUGCAGAUCCUGUCUCAUGUAUUUUAAGGCCAUCGACGGCUCAUUGGCCAUGGCAUUGUGCUGCCGAACUUGAGGUCGAGGGUCCGAUUCCCUGCCGUGCGACCUCAUGCGGAGGGUGGGGUGAACUGCAAGAGCACUCGUGUACUUAGAUUUCGAUGCAGGUUUAAAUUUAUCUUGAGCCUCCUUUCCCCCGCCACGGCAUGUCUCGUAGCCGUCAUUACUUUGGGACAUUGAACCCCAUGGCGUGAUUUGGCAUUUUGAGGUGCGAUUCUAUCACUGUACCUAGACUUAGCGAGUGCCGGCUUCUAGCAUGCCGUUGAAGAAGUGAAAUUGACUACAUUUUGCCCACCCUUAUUAUUAUCAUGCCUGCAUUUCGUUCUUCCUCCUGGCCCCCCACCACCCCCUCCAACUCUGCUGAAUCUCCUCAGUGACUGAUGUCUUGUGUGUGGGUGCUACUUGUUAUUUCACUGCCAGGCACACUCUGUUGGAUGGGCUGUUUUUAGCAUUUAAUUAUGUUCUAGUAGAGGUGGUAGUAAUUGAGUGCAGUAAGGUAGACCUUUGCCACAAAUAGCUACAGUUUGUGUGCCUUUUCUGUUAUUGGAGGUGCUUGUGACUUGCUGCUUGAUAUUUAGGUCUGGCUGAGUGUCAUGGUCUCAUGUAAAGUUUUUAUACUUAAAAGUGAUCACUUGGUUCCACAAGGAGCUUGCAUAGCUGUAAUCAAUGAACAGCAUGAUACUGUGUUCUGUUGGUGGUUGAAGCAAAUAUUGCAAGUGACCUCAUGUGAGGAUUGUCAUCGUUUCUAUGUUGUAACAUGUUAAUAGAUUACCAAAGUUGGAACCCAUUUUGAAGGGGCAGCGCUGCCUUUUGUCUUCGUCAUCUUGCGCUGU
This is a messenger RNA of Dermacentor albipictus, 4013 nucleotides long. The record is from RefSeq and is a predicted model, not a curated record. NCBI's taxonomy places the organism in Eukaryota, Metazoa, Arthropoda, Arachnida, Ixodida, Ixodidae.